UCAGUGUUGGGAUUUACUUCUUGUUUCUCCAAUGUCGAGUCGAUCCCGAUACUAAAUGGAUCAAACUUUUCUGAAUGGAAGGAACAUUUGUUACUUGUGCUUGCCCUCAUGGAUCUUGAUAUAUCCCUAAGGGAAGAUCGUCCGGAUGCCAUUGAAAAAACCGAGCAUUGGGACCGUUCCAACCGCAUUAGUAUGAUGAUAAUGAAAAACCGGAUCCCGCCUAAGUUUAGAGGCAUUGUCCCCGAGGAUGUAACAACAGCCAAAGAAGCUUUGUCUGCGGUUGAGAAAUGCUAUGCGAAACCUGAGAGGGCAGAAGUGGCAAUGGUCCUAGCCGAGUUUGGUUUAAAGAAAAAAGAGAAUGAGAGUGUUAGAGAGUAUAUUAUGAUGAAGAUGAGCGUUGCAGCUAAGUUGAAGAAGCUUGGGAUGAGUAUUCUUGAUAAUGUCAUGGCGGAUAUAAUACUCGAUAGUCUUCCCUCGGAGUAUGAUCUUCUUCGGAAGACUUAUUACCGUAUGCAACUUGCAUGGUCCACUCAUGAACUCAUCUCUCACUGUGUGCAAGAAGAGGAGAGGUUGAUGAAUCAAAAGAAGGAGCAUGAUCUUGUUGCUGGAGUAGCAUCAAAUAAUCCAUAUGCUCUAGAGGCAGCAUUUGAAUAUUAG
This is a messenger RNA of Capsella rubella, 657 nucleotides long. RefSeq lists its product as uncharacterized. NCBI's taxonomy places the organism in Eukaryota, Viridiplantae, Streptophyta, Magnoliopsida, Brassicales, Brassicaceae. The annotation marks the transcript as partial. The transcript is spliced from 2 exons. The record is from RefSeq and is a predicted model, not a curated record.